Microsporum canis CBS 113480 is the source of this 3177-nucleotide messenger RNA. RefSeq names its product KapH. Gene Ontology annotation, biological process: protein import into nucleus. The record is from RefSeq and is a predicted model, not a curated record. The coding region runs from base 1 to 3177 and encodes 1058 amino acids. Gene Ontology annotation, cellular component: cytosol; nuclear envelope. NCBI's taxonomy places the organism in Eukaryota, Fungi, Ascomycota, Eurotiomycetes, Onygenales, Arthrodermataceae. The transcript has 7 exons. Gene Ontology annotation, molecular function: small GTPase binding.
AUGCAAGUAGCUAUCGAGGUACCAGGGGAAGCUAACCCGCUGACCCUCCAAAACGUUAUACAUGCCUUGACAUCGGCGGCCUCUUCUUCACAACAGCAGCUUCGGAGCGGAACGGCACAGCUUCAGGCUUGGGGGAAACAACCGGGCUGUCACUCGCUUCUACAAGAUGUGUUUACCGACUAUUCCCUUCCAUUCGAAGUUCGAUACCUUUCAAUUAUACAAUUAAAGAACGGCAUAGACAAGUACUGGCGGAAAACAGCAGACAAUGCCAUAAAAGCAGAAGAGAAAAAUAGGAUCAAGAGGAGAGCAAUAGAGGCUGGAGUUGUUGAGCCUGCACCUCAACUUGCCUUACAGAAUGCGUUGAUUGUGGCUAAAAUAUUACGGGCAGAAUUCCCACUUGAAUGGCCUGAAGCUAUCUCUGAGAUAUUAGGACAUCUCCGCGCGUCUAUUCAACCUGGUGCUAAUCCAGUUCAACUCUCGCGUACUCUCCUUAUUCUCCUGCAGGUUAUCAAGGAACUCUCUACCGGGCGGCUAGAGAAAACACGAAGAGGACUCCGAUCAGUGGCUCCGGAAUUGUUUCACGUUAUUGCAAGCAUAUACGUAGAGAAGGUACAGAAAUGGGGUACUUUUUUGGAAUCCGGUGGGGAUGAUGAAGGCGGUGCCCUGGAGGCAGUUGAACAGAGCCUAAUGUCUCUCAAAGUCAUUAGACGACUGAUAAUUUCUGGUUUCGAGCAUCCAAACAGGGAGACUGAUAUCUCAGAAUUUUGGGCUCUCUCGCUAACCCAUCUCGGCAAUUUCUACUCCUUAGUGCAGAGACAGCCAUCUGCUUUCCCUACGGAGGUUGAAAAGUUGAUCGGAAAACAUGUCAUACAGCUCUCCAAGCUACAUUUGGAAAUGGCCAGAUCUCACCCCCCGGCGUUUGGACUGCUUCCUCAAUCUGUUGAUAUGGUGAAAUCUUACUGGGGCUUGGUGGUUGAGCUAGGCAAGACGUACGGCUCAACAGACUUCUCUCAACUCAAAGUUGGGACGGGUGGUGAUGCGGAUGAUGAGGAGAAGCCUCUUCUAGAAAGACUCGGCCUCAAGGCCCUCUUACUUCUCCGAGCCUGUGCAAAGAUUGCGUUCUAUCCCACAAACACCUUCAAAUACCAAAAUCAGCAGGCAAAAGAAGAGAAGAAUCAAUGUGUUGGUUUGAUGAAAUCCGAGAUCUUCAGUGAAGAGUUUGUGGUACAAGUCAUGGAGCUUCUUGUUACCCGCUUUUUCGUGUUUAGAGCCAGUGACCUCCGAGAAUGGGAAGAAGAACCUGAGGAGUGGGAAAAGCAAGAGGAAGAGAUCACUGAGGCCUGGGAGUUUUCAAUUCGGUCUUGUGCCGAGAAACUGUUCCUGGACCUUGUGAUAAAUUUCAAAGAGCUGCUCAUACCAAAGCUAUUGAAUGUGUUCUACAAUUACGCCAGCCCGCAGAACAAAGAUAUCCUAUUAAAGGACUCGCUUUACUCCGCCGUUGGUCUUGCGGCCGCAUGUUUGGAGAAUCGUCUAGACUUCAACUCCUUUCUAGUAUCUACUCUCGUACCAGAAAUCCAAAUUCCAGAACCUGGCUACAAUAUUCUUCGGCGAAGAAUUUCUGUCAUAUUAGGCCAAUGGGUCCCUGUGAAACCAAAUGAGAUCGACAAGGCAUCGGUAUACGGUAUCUUCCAACAUCUCUUGGAUAAAAAUGACCCCAUAAACGACCAAGUCGUUCGUGUGACUGCUGGUCGCCGGUUAAGGCAGGUUCUGGAUCCGUUUGAGUUUUCUGCUGAACAGUUUCAACCGUUUUCAACAUCCAUUCUACAAAGUCUCAUGCAACUUAUCCAGGAAGCUUCUCUUGUAGAGACCAAAAUGGCACUACUUGAGACCGUCAGGGUUGCGGUGGUGAAGAUGGAACGUCACAUAUCACCUUUUGCCGACCAGAUCGUAUCCUUGUUACCGGGAUUGUGGGAGCAGUCUGGUGAUGAACACUUGAUGAAGCAAGCAAUACUAACCCUUCUUUCUUCUCUAAUCCACUCAAUGAGGGAGAACUCAACCAGAUACCACUCCAUGAUAUUACCCCUUAUCCAACAGUCAAUUGAACCUGGCUCAGAAUCCCUCAUUUAUCUCCUUGAAGAAUCCUUAGAUCUAUGGGCAGCUGUCUUAUCUGAAACCCCAAACCCAGCAUCUCCUGAAAUCCUUGCCUUGUUCCCGUCAAUAUUCCCCAUUUUCGCUAUCGGCAGCGACGUGGUUCGGCAGGCUCUGGAGGUCACUGAAUCUUACCUCCUCCUCGCGCCCAGAGAAUUUCUUGACGAAAAUGUCCGCUUCCGCCUCUUUGAUAUCUUCAGCAGUCUUCUCAGCCCAGACGUCACUCCUCGCAUCGGUUUGGUACCCCACCUUGCAGAGUUGCUCAUACGAACGGGUGAAUCUGCUUCUGAAGAAAACAGUGAUAACGUAUACGGCGCCAUCGCCAAGUCUCUUUUAAGCAGUGGCUUCAUGGAAACUCUCCUCUCCGCUCUCUAUGGAGCGCACGAGUCCCGCCAGACGACGGGACCUAACAGGAAACAAGCCACUAUUUACGGCGUGGCUGAAACGGACCACCUAUCAGUCCUUGCACGUCUUGCCCUUGCUUCACCCCGCAACUGUAUAUCGGCAGUAACAUCUGCGAUUAGCACAUCAUCUGAAGAACAGACAUUCACCUGGAUUCUCAGCGAAUGGUUUGCGCACUUCGAUAACAUCGGAGACAUCAACAAGAAGAAACUACAUACCAUGGCUCUCACCCACUUACUAACAGUCAACGGCCCUUCAUCCCCUGCUCCAACAUAUCUCCUCAACAACUUACAAUCCUACCUAACCAUCUGGACCGACGUGAUUACCGAAUUAUCAGAUGGCCCAGAAGUGAAUCUCGGCGAUGCCCGGCAUGGAGAUUAUCUGGUUUUCGCAUCGAGCGAAAAUCAUGGCGAGAAGUAUGAUGACACUGAAACCCCUGAGACCACUCGUCGACGGGCCUGGAGUUCCUCGGACGCAAUUCACAAGGUUAAUCUGCGAGAGUUCGUCGGACAACAUCUUCAGGCUUUGGUACAGGUUUGCGGAGGCGCAGACCGGUUUAGAGAUGAGUGGCUGGUUAAUGUUGACGGGGAGGUUGUUAAUGGAUUUGGACAGUUGGGGAUUAUGUAG